AUGCGUGCCUCUACUCUUAGCCUCAAGGCUGCAACAGCCGCCCUCAUCCUCGCCAGCGCCGCCAAUGGUCAGGAAAUUCCACCUGACUUCACCAUCAGCUCCGAUACCCAGCUCCUCGCCGCCUACGGUACUCCCCCAGAUGUCACCGUCGUCGAGCCUGGCGUCCUCCUCGACUUCGCCAUUCCCCGGCCCACCCCUCCCGCUCUCGGCCUCGCCGCUAUCCCCAGCGGUACCACAGGCCCCUACAUGAUCGUCAUGACCGACCCGGACGCGCCGUCCCCCCAGAACCGCUCCUCAUCUGAGAUCCUGCACUGGAUCCAGUUGGACGUCGCUCUCACCGUCAACCUGUCUCCCUCUGGAUCCGGCGCCGCCGCCUUCCCGUACGUUCUCGCGAACACUUCGGCCCCGCUUGUGCCCUACGCGCCCCCGGGGCCGCCUGCGGGCUCGGAUCCGCACAGGUACAUCUUCUUCCUGUGGGAGCAGCCCGAGGGCUUCGCGCUCCCGGAGGGGUACACGCAGUUCAAUGCCACCAAUAGGCGGCUAUUUAAUGUCUCGGGCUUCGCGGCCGCGGCUGGGUUGCCCGAGCCGCUUGCGGCCAACUAUUUCUUGUGUGAGAGGCCGGAUAACGCGACCGCGACGGCGACGGCGACGAGCAGCGGUGUGGCGGGAGCGACGAGUGCGGCAGGAAGCGCGACCACUUCGUCACCGGCUCAGUUCACGGGUGGGGCGGUGGGUUUGAGUGUUGGCGGUGCAGGUGUCUUGGGGGUGGUGGGUGCGUUGGCCGCUGCGCUUUUGUGA
This is a messenger RNA of Coniosporium apollinis CBS 100218, 798 nucleotides long. RefSeq lists its product as uncharacterized. The record is from RefSeq and is a predicted model, not a curated record. Gene Ontology annotation, biological process: regulation of Ras protein signal transduction; regulation of proteolysis. Gene Ontology annotation, molecular function: peptidase inhibitor activity; phospholipid binding. The coding region runs from base 1 to 798 and encodes 265 amino acids. Lineage: Eukaryota; Fungi; Ascomycota; Dothideomycetes. The transcript has a single exon.